CCAAAAUGUCGAACCCCCGUGUUGAAGAGAUCGUCGACGACAAGCCCGAGCAGCAGGUCGAGGUUGAUGACAGCAGCUCCGACUCUGAGGGCGAGGAGGGUGGUAUCCCCGCCGGCUCGUCCGUCACCGUCCACUCUCGCAACGAGAAGAAGGCCCGCAAGGCCAUUGCCAAGCUCGGCCUGAAGAAGAUUGAGGGCAUCACUCGCGUCACUCUCCGCAGACCCAAGAACGCCAAGAUCGAGGACCUGAACUCGCAAGCCCAGGCCGCCGCUGCCCAGCAGCUCUCCCAGCAGGAGGGUGCCGCCGAGCACACCCACGACCACUCCGACAAGGGCAAGGCCCCCGAGGUUGAGGCCAAGAAGGAGGAGGAAGAGGAGGACGACGGUGAGGAGGUUGACGAGACCGGUCUCGAGGCCAAGGACAUUGAGCUUGUCAUGGCCCAGGCUUCGGUCAGCAGAAAGAAGGCCGUCAAGGCCCUCAAGGAGAACGACAACGACAUUCAACCUCAGUCGAUGUUCGCGAAGGCCAACGGAUCCCGCCUGCACCGCCGUCUCUCUCCCCUCUACCUUCCGUCAAUCCAACCCAUCGUCACAAUGGCCGUCGGACGCAACGCAGCCCUCAAGCUCGACUGGGCCAAGCUCUCCCAGCAGCUCUCCCUCAAGGGUCAGACCGCCAACUCCCUUGUCGCCUUCAAGAAGCGCAACGACGACGCCCGCCGCAAGCUCGCCCAGCUCCAAGAGCAGCAGCAGACCAUCGACUUUGCCCACUACCGCGGUAUCCUCAAGAACUCGGCCGUCGUCGACGACAUCGAGAAGCAGUUCAGCGCCUUCCAGCCCAAGAAGUACGACGUCAACCGCCAGAUCAAGGCCAUUGAGGCUUUCGAGGCCCAGGCCGUCAAGGCUGCCGAGCAGACCAAGUCCAACGUCGACGUUGAGCUCAAGGACCUGCAGAAGACAUUGAAGAACAUUGAGGACGCCAGACCAUUCGAGGACUUGACCGUCGUGCGUACACCCGCUUUUGCAGUUCCAAAAAUCAGCCCCUGUCUAAUAAAUUCGUCUAGGNACGAGGUUGCUGCCGCCCAGCCCGAGAUCGAUCAGCGCACCGAGCAGCUCGUCAAGAAGGGCCGCUGGAUGGUGCCCGGAUACAAGGAGAAGUUUGGCGAUCUUUCCAUCCUU
Molecule: messenger RNA, 1175 nt
Organism: Aureobasidium uvarum
Lineage: Eukaryota; Fungi; Ascomycota; Dothideomycetes; Dothideales; Saccotheciaceae
Source: the annotation of a GenBank genome assembly